This is a messenger RNA of Sciurus carolinensis (gray squirrel), 3059 nucleotides long. RefSeq names its product 3-hydroxybutyrate dehydrogenase 1 (gene Bdh1). NCBI's taxonomy places the organism in Eukaryota, Metazoa, Chordata, Mammalia, Rodentia, Sciuridae. The record is from RefSeq and is a predicted model, not a curated record. The transcript has 7 exons. Gene Ontology annotation, molecular function: oxidoreductase activity. Bases 169 to 1287 code for a protein of 372 amino acids.
CUUAUCACAUGUGAGAGAGAAUUUCCCUUCCCAGUUAAAGGCAACCAUUGCAAGAAUACACAUAAAGCCUGGAAGAGAUUUCCAGGGGUGCACACUUAUACAUCAUUAAUUGAGGAUUGAGAGGAUCCCAGGGUAUCCAACUGGUCACUUGCCUGGAGAGGAUCCUGCAUGCUGAUACUGCUGAAGGAACCUUGCUACAACAUCUGGCUAAGAACCUCCAGAAGGAAGCAGACUAUUCUACCACUUGUUUCCACCAUGUUGGCCACCCGCCUCUCCAGGACACUGUUACAGCUCCCAGGAAAGACUCUAAGCAUCUCUAAUGGAGAAAAUGCAACAAAACGCACACUGUUGUUUUGCUCUACCUCCUUCAUCUCGAUCAAGCACCGGACUUAUACCAGUGAGGUGGACCCGGUUGGCAGCAAAGCUGUCCUGGUCACUGGCUGUGACUCUGGAUUUGGGUUCUCCUUGGCCAAGCAUCUGCAUUCUAAAGGCUUCCUUGUGUUUGCUGGCUGCUUGUUGAAGGACAAAGGGGAUGCUGGGGUGAAGGAGCUGGACAGCUUGAACAGUGACCGGCUGAGAACCAUCCAGCUCAAUGUCUGCAACAACGAGGAGGUGGAGAGAGCAGUCGAGAUGGUCCACUUAAGCCUGAAGGACCCUGAGAAAGGGAUGUGGGGCCUGGUUAACAAUGCGGGCAUCUCGACAUUUGGGGAGGUGGAGUUCACCAGCAUGGAGACCUACAAGGAGGUGGCGGAAGUGAACCUCUGGGGCACAGUGCGGACAACGAAAUCCUUCCUUCCCCUCCUUCGAAGAGCCAAAGGCCGUGUUGUCAACAUCAGCAGCAUGCUGGGCCGCAUGGCCAACCCUGCCCGCUCCCCGUACUGCAUCACCAAGUUUGGGGUGGAGGCUUUCUCUGACUGCCUGCGAUACGAGAUGUACCCGCUAGGUGUGAAGGUCAGUGUGGUGGAGCCCGGCAACUUCAUCGCUGCCACCAGCCUCUACAGCCCGGAGCGCAUCCAGGCCAUUGCCAAGAAGAUGUGGGACGAGCUGCCUGAGGUCGUCCGCAAGGACUACGGCAGGAAGUACUUCGAUGAGAAGAUCGCCAAGAUGGAGACCUACUGCAACAGUGGCUCCACGGACACGUCCUCUGUCAUUGAUGCCGUCACACAUGCCCUGACCGCUACCUCCCCCUACACCCGCUACCACCCCAUGGACUACUACUGGUGGCUGCGCAUGCAGAUCAUGACCCACUUGCCAGGAGCUGUCUCUGACAUGAUCUACAUACACUGAAGAGUGACCUGUUGGGGAGCCCCAGAGGGAGGGAAGAGAAGGGGGGAGGGAGCUCAUAUAGUCACCUUUUGAUUAACCACUUGUGGAUUAUUAAUGUCCCAGGAGGACCCAUUUUAGCAUUAACCAGAGGGAAUAACUCAGCCUGACAUGUUCCUGUGAUGAGUGGCUCAGGCCUUCACAUAUGGGGUACGGGGUGGGGGCCCUAACUAAGCCUCAGGGCAAACAUGGCACAUCUAUCUAAAGUUGAUUUCACACAAAGAUUUUGGGGAAAUAUCUUUAUAUUAGAAACAGAUUUAUUAUAGAAUAGAAUCCAGGUUCCUUUACAUCUUAAGCCAAAACAUCAAUUCAAAAAAAUUUGAUCCUUAAGCCAACCUCAUGAGUAAAAAGGACAGAUUUUUUUCUUCUUCUGCAUUAGAUAAUUUGUAACUCUGAGAGAACAUAUGAAGUAACCUUUAUUGCUUAGGAGUGGUCCAUGUCAUGUGUUCCUGCCUUGGAUGUGCAAACACUUCACAUUUGCAUUCCAGAACCACUUUGGAUCCCUUUAUCCAGGAAUCCUCUGGCCAACUCUGUCCUCGCCUGAGCCUUGCAUACCAAGUGCCCACUGUGUACCUCUUUGCAAAUCCAUGGUGCUAUUUGACUGGCAGGCAGCCAGUGAUUGACAGCUGUCUGUAUGGCAGGGGUGCAGAUCAAUCUGGAGAUUUUCAUUUGAGAUUUCUCCACUCUCUUUGAGGACUUGGUCUAGACUUGUGUGGAAGUGUUCUUUGACUGAGGGAAGUUUGUUGGUUUUCUUGGUUUUGCCUGGAGUGGGACUGGUAUUGAUUGGGGCUACAGAUGGAGCAAGCGCUGAGGUUGGCGCUGUGGCACCUUCUUCCCAGAGGUGGGUCCAGGUGCCCUGUCUGUCUCAUGUGGUGCUCACACACACGCACACGUGCACACCUACUUUAUAGACCUUCAGGGUGGUCUUCAUUGAUGGCUUGCUUUUCUGGCUGUGGUCACUUUUGUAAUUAAGCCAGGACACUGAUAGGCAGAAUCUUUGUUACCACUUCUCAGGUUUGUGUUGGAAACCUACCAUCCCUGCAAUUGCACAGGACCUGGAUGUUUGGAGCCAAACAGGAACUACUGUCCUCCAGGCAGCUGCAAGCCUAGGGCAGGUCCUUAGUGCCAACUUUGAAAAUCAAAUCAAACUGCCAUUUCUGCCUUUCCCUGGCGAGGCCUGCCACUAGAGGGAGCCCAACUACUCUGCAGCUGCAGCCCCAACUCGGCUUCCACGCAGUCUGCGGUCUCUCAAGGGGAUGUGAUUCCCACCCGGGAGAUUGCUUGAAAAAAAAAAAAAAGCAAGUCUCCUUUAGAAACAGUGUUCCCGCUCUCCUAGCAGCUGCCUGGCUUGAGCCUGGAGACUGGUGCCAGGAGAAAGCAGAGGUUCCCCGGCAGCUGGAAUAGGCCAUGGGCACAGACAGUGCCAAGGCAGGGGGGCUCACAAAGAGCAGAUUCAGCUGGCCUUGUGGGCCUUUGUCUUCUCUGUCUUCAAUAGGGAUGCUCUGUCUUAGCUCCCUGUCUGCAGGGUGAGACAGAGAGGGCCUAGAGGGCAGGAGGGAGGCAGGCAGGGCCUCUGGAACCCAGAGAGGACCCUUGAUGACCAUUGCAUUUACAUAAUAAUGAGAUGCUUUUGUACCACAGAGCUCGCCUCCAGCAAGAGCCUUUCAAAAUCACACUUUACAUCUUGGGAUGAUUUGUUUUCAUGCUUAAUAAAGGAAAAUGGAUUAAUGCUUGGA